AUGGGCCAAGUCAGUUGCUCAGAUUGCAAUUGCAAAAAAAGAGAGAGCGAAACCAACCAAGAAAUAAAACUCACAGACACUUUAAAAAGCGACAAAGAUAUCGCGAACAUCAGUGCAACUGACAUUUCAAAACAUCUUGGAAUUGAAAAUUUAGAUCUCAGUACUUUUCAAUCUUCUCCAAAUCAGACAAAAUUCAACGCAGCUGUUCCAAAAGUAAUAAAAAUCCAAUCUUUAUGGAGAGGAUACCAAACAAGGAAAAUGUAUUCCUUUAUUUAUAAAGAAAUAGUGGUGAAGUCGACCGAUAUGGGAUCUGAGGAAAACAACCUCAGGAGUAGGACCAUCAUGAUGAAGCCGAAAUAGUGCUUCUGUCACUUUUGAAGCAGACCUCCGGGUUUGGAGAUACUGAAGAGGUAAAUUUUGGUUCUUCCCUGAAGGGUUUCCCCGCCCCAGCCAGAAGGGAUUGACAGGUUUUGCCUUGCACUUAAUCUUUGCUUAUCGGGACUAAUGGGGCAUCCAUAAAAAGUGGCUCUAACCAAGGGAGUAAUCCUUAGACUAGGUGGGUUUACACCAUAUAGGCAGGCUAUUGGCCCAUCCGCUUAUAACUUAAUUUUUAUUUAUAAACCAAAAAGCAAAUUUUUCUCAACUGAAAAUAAAGUAUCAAAACAUAACGUAAAACCUCCAUUCACUUUUAAAAGUGGCUCUGUCUAUAAUGGAGAGUGGAAUGGGAAUGACAGAGAAGGAAUAGGAACUCAAACUUGGCCAGAUGGGACUAAAUAUGAAGGAAAUUGGAAAACAAACAAAGCAAAUGGUCAUGGAAAGUUUUGGCACAUUGAUGGAGACAUUUUUGAAGGAAAUUGGCUCGAUGAUAAAGCUCAUGGAAAAGGAGUUUACCUCCACAAAAAUGGAGCAAUGUAUAUCGGAGAUUGAAAAAAUGAUUUGCAAGAUGGUUUUGGGAUUGAAUCGUGAGCAGAUGGAAGUAGAUAUGAAGGAUUUCAUAGAGGAGGAAAGAAAAGCGGGUUUGGGACUUAUAUUUGAACCGAUGGAAGUAUAUCGUGUUUUCAUCAAUUUUAUACAAAAAACUAUAAUUAGAAAUCUUCUUAUAAAUCGAUAAAGGGUAAGCUAUAUAUCCAUCACAUAGGUAUCUGCCAAGCAGGGUAUAAAUAUACUGGCCAAUGGGCUAAUAAUUAUAUGAGUGGAAGAGGGGUUUAUACCUGACUUGACGGAAGAAGAUACGAAGGCGAAUGGCUAAAAAACAAUAUGCAUGGCUUCGGCAUUUACACAUGAAUUGAUGGCCGAAAAUACGAAGGAGAAUACAGCUACGACAAAAAGCAUGGGGCAGGAACUUACACAUGGGCUGACAAUAAGCAAUACAAAGGGUCAUGGAAAAACGGCAAACAAGACGGUCAAGGGGUUUAUAUUUUCCCUGACGGCAAAGUAAAAUCUGUUCUAUUUCGAGAUGGAAAGAAAAUUGAAUAA
Messenger RNA from Blepharisma stoltei, 1476 nucleotides. The record is from the annotation of a GenBank genome assembly. NCBI's taxonomy places the organism in Eukaryota, Ciliophora, Heterotrichea, Heterotrichida, Blepharismidae.